AUGAAGGAUAACCCAAGUUUAAAAGACCGAAUAAAUUAACUUUAAAAUGACAGUCUAACUCCCAUAUCUUCAAGCAGGAUGACCCCUAAUACUAAUAAACCACCGCUUCCAUUAGGGAAUUCUCGAAAUUAACAAAAGGCAUUCAGUACAUAAGUCUCACCGCAGAAUAACUCAAACAAUGAUAUGCUGAAAUAAAGUAGUUUGGAUUAAGAUUAAAAUACCAAAGAUUUAAUUCAACCACUUGAUUCAGUGCUGAAAUAGAGAGAGGAUAGCAAGGAAUAGAUAGGAUAGCUUACAGAUAGAAAAAGCGAUAAUGUAGAUGACUCCUAGUUUUUUAAUAUGGAUCUAAAAUAAAAGCAAAGAUUGUUGUAGCGAAGAGUAACUAAAAAAAAGAAAAACUAUCGAGUUCACAAAGCAUUACUUUUACUAAUUCAAAAGGAGUAGAUUACUUAAAUAGAAGGUACUCCGAAAAGUUCGCAAAAUCAAAACCUUAAUAGCCAAGAAUCAGCUAAAGAUUAUAAUGAGGCAGGAUAUUUUAGUCAAGAUGACCUUAGAAUUAAUAAUAAUUAAUAAGUAGAAGCUAGCAAUCCUAUUAAAGUAAAUCUUAUCAAAUCAAAUCUAAGCAUCCCAUUAGGUGAAAUCAAGAGAAUGAGCAAUAUAGUAGAGGAAUUACAUGAGGAUGAAGAUGAGACAAAUUCCCAUAAAAGAUAAUCUAUGGCUACUAUGUAGAAUAAAACUUUUGAGGAUUUUAAAUUUGAAAGUUCCCCGAUGACAAAAUUUAAAUAGCCUAUUUUACAACAAAACGAUUCUUACCUUCAACCAGAUGUAGGAAAGAGAAUAAGUGUUUUAACUGGAGGUUUAAAAAAAUAGACUUCAAGUAUUUCUGAACUUAGGACUAUGCAAUCGAUGACAAGUGCAUAACGGUUCUCUAUCAAGUCUCAAAUAGGAUUUUCAGAUCUAUAAAAGCAUUCAUCAAACAAUCCUAGCAAUGGUACAGUUUAAGGAUAAAUUAUGGGAUCGUUUAAUAAUAAUGACAAGAGAAUAUCCAGUUCUUCCAAUUUAACCAUUCCAGAAACGCUUAUAUUAUAAACAUCAGUAAGGAGUCCAAUGAAUUUCCCUGGAAUGUAAAAACCUCCACUGAUGUAGAAAUCUCUAUUAUCUAAAUCUCCUGACAUUAUGAAUAAUUCUGCUAAACAUGAGAAAAAAUAGUAUAUGACUGAAAAACAUAAAAGUAAAACAACUGCAUUUGGAGGCCUUAAAUUUUUGAACAAGCAUGCUAAUAAACAUCACGAGUCCACUCAUGAUUUAAGUUAAUCAAGAGAUAAAAUUGAUAUCUAAAAGGAUUCAUCUAUUAGGAAUCUCAAUACAAUACAAUCUCUUCCUUCAUUUAGCAAAAACAAUUCUAAGAAAACAAGUCUAAACACUUCAACCAAGGAAAUUGAAGAUGAAGGAAGAGAGGCGGCGCGAAAAAGAAUGGAAAAAAGAAGAUUUACAAAACAUCUUUAUACAAGAUAAUAGCAAGUCCUAUCUAAUAAUUAAUCUAACACCUAAGCAGGGAGACAAGGUAACAUUGCAAGUUCAGAUCCGGACAAUGGGGUUAAGUCCAUUUAUAUGUAAAGUAUAUUUCUAAAGAAAUGGAAUCGUGAUCCAGAGGAAGAAGAAAAAACCUAAGAACCAGUUAGUGAAUUCCAAAAGAUUGCUGAAAAUCCUGUUUCGGCUUUAAACCUGGAUAAGAAUAGUGAUGCCUAUCGUUAAUUGAUUAAUUAACCGCUGUCUUACAAAAUUAUUCAAGCAAGAAUAGAUAUGAAAAGACUGAAAGAAUUGGAUGAGGAUAAAACAGGCAGUCCAAAGUCAAAUAAAGAUAUUAGAGUAUCUAACGGAGAUGAAUUUUAACAUAAAUCUGGAAUGGCUUAUAGCAAAUCCCAAUCGACUAUGGUGCCUAGGCGUAAAAAUCUGUUUAAAGCAAUGCUUACCAAGAAACUAGCAGCUUAAGAUCAAAAUAAUAAAUCUGUCUCUGCUCUAAAUCUCUCUUCUAACCCGACUCCGAAUUAUUAAAAGAGGUAUAGUACUUCUUCAGUAAGUUAUAAGGUAUUUUUGGAAAAGGCAAAGUAGUCAGAACAAAGACAGACAAGUGUUCAUUUUUGA
This is a messenger RNA of Stylonychia lemnae, 2145 nucleotides long. Lineage: Eukaryota; Ciliophora; Spirotrichea; Sporadotrichida; Oxytrichidae. The record is from the annotation of a GenBank genome assembly.